Messenger RNA from Paramecium tetraurelia, 333 nucleotides. RefSeq lists its product as uncharacterized. The record is from RefSeq and is a predicted model, not a curated record. The transcript is spliced from 3 exons. Lineage: Eukaryota; Ciliophora; Oligohymenophorea; Peniculida; Parameciidae.
CAGAUAUGAAAUACAUGAUUGUUGUAUUGUUAGCUUUAGCAGCCACAAGUUAUGCUUCAAAAACAUAAGAUCAAAUCUUAGCACUUUUAUAAACUGGAACAAAAGCAAGUGAUGCUAUUGAUACAGUGUUUGGAUUGUUGAAUGAUUUGAAAUAAUUCAAAUAUUGAUGCUUAAUUUGCAGCAGAUUAAAAGAAUGAAACAGAUGAAUGGGUUGGUGCUUAAACUAUUGAAUAAUUCACCAAAAUCAAAACUUUGAAUUAAAAAUUAUUCUAACAAGCUGUUGAAAAUAGAGCUGAAUACGAAUAAGUUUUAUCACAAACCAAAAAUUAUUUG